AGCUCGCAAUGGACCGAGGUUUGUCGAUGCCAAAGAACGCAGCAUGACGAGGUCGAGUGUCCGUGUCUGGCUGCCGACGGGUGAUUGCGCUUUUCGUUAAUAUUUACGUCCUCGCCCUCUCUGCGUUUGACGUACCUCCGUCCUCUCUUCUCCUCUUGAUUGCUCAAUCACACAUAGCAGCAGCACAGCAAUGUCGGAACUUAGCUUUGCAGGACAGACCGUCGUCAUCACCGGUGCCGGUGGUGGCCUGGGCAAAGCAUACGCCACCUUUUUUGCUUCGAGAGGAGCUAACGUUGUCGUAAAUGAUCUCGGCGGCUCGUUCAAAGGAGAAGGUGCUGGCACGAAGGCUGCCGAUGUGGUCGUCGAAGAGAUCAAGAAGGCAGGCGGUAAGGCCGUAGCUAACUACGACAGCGUUGAGAAUGGCGAGGCCAUCAUCAAGACCGCCAUCGAUGCUUUUGGCCGUAUCGAUGUCCUCAUCAACAAUGCUGGUAUUCUGAGAGAUAUCAGCUUCAAGAACAUGACAGACAAAGACUGGGACCUCAUCAACGCCGUGCACGUGAGGGGUGCAUUCAAGUGCACUCGUGCCGCAUGGCCGUACUUUAGAAAGCAGAAGUAUGGACGAGUCAUCAAUACGGCCUCCGGUGCCGGUCUCUUCGGUAACUUUGGCCAGGCCAACUACUCUGCGGCUAAGCUCGCACAGGUCGGUUUCACUGAAACGCUGGCCAAGGAGGGUGCCAAAUACAACAUCCUCUGCAACGUUAUCGCGCCGGUAGCAGCUAGCCGCAUGACCCAGACUGUUAUGCCGCCAGACCUCCUCAAAAACCUUGGCCCGGAAUGGGUCGUUCCUCUUGUUGCCGUCCUCGUACAUCCCUCGAACAAGACUGAGUCGGGUUCAAUAUUUGAGCUUGGUGGUGGCCACAUGGCGAAGAUUCGAUGGCAGAGAGCAAAGGGCUCUCUUCUCAAGGCCGAUGAGACGUAUACCGCGGGCGCCGUAUUGGCGGACUGGAAGAACGUUGUCGACUAUUCGGAGCCGGAGUACCCGACUGGCCCUGCUAACUUCUUGGAGAAGCUACAACAGUCCAUGAAGGCUCCGCCAAAUCCGGCUCCGCUGCCGAUUAGCGGUAUCAAAGAUAAGGUCGCAGUCAUUACUGGUGCUGGUGCAGGUCUUGGCCGUGCGUACGCCCUCCUGUUCGCAAGCAUGGGCGCCAAAGUCGUCGUCAAUGACCUUGUCAACCCAGAUGAUGUCGUAGCUGAGAUUAAGAAGGCCGGAGGUGAGGCAGUUGGAAACAAGGCUAACGUUCUCGAUGGAGCCGCCGUCAUCAAGACCGCGAUUGACACAUAUGGUCGUGUGGAUAUCUUGAUUAACAAUGCCGGUAUUCUGCGUGACAAAGCAUUCACCAACAUGGACGACAAGAUGUGGGACGUCGUCAUGGAUGUUCACGCAAAGGGCACAUACGCCGUCACAAAAGCCGCAUGGCCGUACAUGCUCAAGCAAAACUAUGGCCGUAUCGUGAACACAACCUCAACUAGCGGAAUCUACGGCAACUUCGGCCAGGCAAACUACGCUGCUGCCAAGUGCGCUAUCCUCGGUUUCUCGCGCGCUCUCGGCUGGGAAGGUGCUAAGAAGAACAUCUACGUCAACACAAUUGCACCAAACGCUGGUACCCAGCUCACCGCAACAGUCAUGCCACCUGAGAUGGUGCAGGCCUUCAAGCCGCAUUACGUCGCACCGCUCGUUGCUCUGUUGUGCUCAGACAGUUGCCCUGAGCCCACUCUUGGUCUGUACGAAGUCGGCUCGGGCUGGCAGGCUCAGACUAGGUGGCAGCGAAGUGGAGGACACGGCUUCCCGGUCGAUGUGCCACUUACUCCAGAGGCCGUCCUGAAGCAAUGGGACCGCAUCGUAACCUUUGAUAGCCGGUCAGACAACCCGAAGAGCAUGCAAGAUAGCAUGCAGUCAGUCAUGAAGAAUUUCCAGAACAGGUCCAAAGGCGGUGCGAAGAAGUCCGGCGCUUCCAACCAGGCGAUCCUCGACGCCAUUGCGAAGGCAAAAGAGGCGAAAGCCCAAGGCACUGAGUUCUCAUACAAUGAGAAAGACGUCAUCCUAUACAACCUCGGCAUUGGCGCGAAGCGUGACGAACUGCAAUUUGUCUACGAGAACAACGAAAACUUCCAGGUCAUCCCGUCGUUUGGUGUUAUCCCACCAUUCGGAGCCACACCACCUUUCAGCUUCAACGAAAUCCUUCCCAACUUCUCGCCAAUGAUGUUGCUUCAUGGCGAGCAAUACCUGGAGAUCAAGCAGUACCCGAUCCCCACGGAAGCCACCUUGGUCACGUACCCCAAGCUCAUCGACGUUGUCGACAAGGGCAAUGCCGGCAUCGUGGUUCAGGGCACGACCACGAUCGACAAGAACACCGGAAAGGAAGUCUUCUACAACGAGUCGACCGUCUUCGUCCGUGGUUCCGGCGGCUUUGGCGGCCCAAGGGCUAUGAAGGACCGCGGCGCCGCCACGGCCCCUAACAAGCCACCUCAGCGGCCCGCGGACAAGGUCGUCGAGGAGAAGACGACGGAGGAGCAGGCUGCCCUCUACAGAUUGAGCGGCGACAGGAACCCUCUCCACAUCGACCCCGAAUUCUCCAAAGUCGGCGGUUUCAAGGUGCCGAUUCUGCACGGUCUGUGCUUCUUCGGCAUUGCCGUCAAGCACAUUCUCAAGGCUUACGGUCCGAUUAAGAACGUCAAGGUCCGAUUCGCGGGCUCCGUUCUCCCAGGUCAGACGCUGAAGACGGAGAUGUGGAAGGAGGGCAACAAAGUCCUCUUCCAGGUCACCGUUGUGGAAACUGGCAAGCUCGCCAUCGCCGGCGGCGGAGCCGAGCUGCUUGAAGGUGCAAGCCCAAAGCUGUAGAGCAUCACAGAGAAAAGGAAAAAAAAACAGUGUGUCUAGUUUUCUCCCUCCACAUCUGAGGCGUAGGAAGGGGUCAUCUCACGGACGAUGUUGCUUUAAAAUUGCGGCGCAUGUACUUGUAUCAAUUGGAUGUUUUUAAUAUUUUCGAUCUGAUGACAGCAAUUCCAUCGCAAACAAUGAAUAAGACGACUUCCAUUUCCAGUUUGCGUUUAGUCGUCACAGAGUGUGC
Verruconis gallopava is the source of this 3128-nucleotide messenger RNA. RefSeq names its product peroxisomal hydratase-dehydrogenase-epimerase. Lineage: Eukaryota; Fungi; Ascomycota; Dothideomycetes; Venturiales; Sympoventuriaceae. The record is from RefSeq and is a predicted model, not a curated record. Bases 191 to 2899 code for a protein of 902 amino acids. The transcript is spliced from 7 exons.